AUGCAUAUCCCUACCAAGCGAACUGCUGUCGUUCAAGGCGACGAUGGUUCCUUACGGAUCGAUGAGAAUGUGCCCAUGCCGCAGCCUAGACCCAACGAGCUCUUGGUGCAGGUGAAGGCUGUCGCCAUCAACCCAUGCGACCACAAAAUGUAUGAACGAUUCCCUUGCCCUGGCGCAGUCGACGGAUGCGAUUUCGCUGGAAUCGUUGUUGGAUUGGGAUCCGACGUUACGGCCUUCAAAGUCGGCGACAGGGUGUGCGGAGCUGUCCACGGAUCCAAUCCGAGUCGGCCGGAGUCCGGAACGUUCACCCAGUACACCGUAUCCGAGUCCGAGUUUACGCUCAAGCUCCCGCCCAAUAUGUCAUUCCGACAGGCUGUUGGUCUCAGCACGACGGGGCUCAGCACACUGGGGAUGGCAAUUUACAAGGGUUUGAUGUUGCCGGGAACCCCCAUGCAACCAGCCGAAAAGCCCCGCAUGGUGCUGGUUCAUGGGGCCAGCUCGUCGGUCGGAACAAUGGCGUUGCAGCUCCUUCGCCUGAUAGGACACAUCCCCAUUGCCACCUGUUCGCCGAGGAACUUCAACUUGGCCAAGAAGUACGGCGCAGAGGAAGUCUUUGAUUACAACGAUCCGGACUGCGGCAAGAAGAUCAAAUCUUACACUCGCGACACGCUGUCCUACAUCAUCGACCCUUUUACGGACCUCAAAAGUGUUGCUCUGUGCUACGAAGCGAUGGGACGAGCAGGGGGCCGCUAUGCCUGCCUCGAGAUGUACCCAGACUACGCUCUGGAACGGAGGGCCGUUAAAUUAUUCUUUGUCAUGGGGAUGGCCAUUUUGGGUCAUCGUCUGGAUUUGGACUACGGCUACGAGAGAGACGAGGACCCGGAACUUAGAGCGUUUGGCAUCCGCUGGUACAAAGACCUGCAAAAGUUGCUGGAUCAAGGGAAUCUGAGACCCCAUCCACUGAAGGAAUUGGAUGGGAAGUUUGAGGUUAUCCUGGAAGGCGUUGAGAUGUUGAAAAAUAAGGAGGUCUCCGGCCAGAAGCUGAUUGUAACUUUGGACGAAUCCUAA
Molecule: messenger RNA, 1068 nt
Organism: Colletotrichum chrysophilum
Lineage: Eukaryota; Fungi; Ascomycota; Sordariomycetes; Glomerellales; Glomerellaceae
Product: putative secondary metabolism biosynthetic enzyme
Exons: 2
Coding region: 1-1068 (355 amino acids)
Molecular function (GO): oxidoreductase activity, acting on NAD(P)H
Source: RefSeq, a predicted model, not a curated record